Messenger RNA from Hymenoscyphus albidus, 1276 nucleotides. NCBI's taxonomy places the organism in Eukaryota, Fungi, Ascomycota, Leotiomycetes, Helotiales, Helotiaceae. The record is from the annotation of a GenBank genome assembly.
AUGGAGACCCUUACUUAUGCACCGCAGCCUCUUAUUCUGGACGAGGUAAUUCCUCACAGUGAUCCUGCCUGCACACAGUUCCUCGAACUAACGACGGUGAAGAAGUUGCGUAACAAUGAGAAACUCGAGCUCAACAUCCCCAUGGUCCAGACGACUGAAGUCACUCCCAAAACCGUAACCAUCGAUGUGCCAGCCGAAUCAGAUAGCAUCCUCGUCUCCUUCAAUAGAGUUGCCUCACCCACUGUCGCAGUCCCCAAGUACAUCUCAGCAGCGACCAAACUCAAGAAGAUGGUCGAAGAAACCGACGAGUUGAUUGUAUGCCCUGGUGUUUACGACGGACUUUCGGCACGUAUUGCACUACGUGUGGGUUUCAGUGCUAUGUAUAUGGUAAGCUUCGUGUUCAAUCUGCCAACUUCCUUUGUCGACUGCCUUCUAACAAUGUGGGGGUGAUAGACAGGUGCAGGAACAACAGCCUCUCGUCUUGGUCAGCCGGAUCUGGGAAUUGCCCAUCUCCACGACAUGAAAGAGCACGCUGAAAUGAUCGCCAACCUGGAUCCAUAUGGACCACCUCUUAUUGCUGACAUGGACACUGGCUAUGGAGGUUUGUCAUUGUUCUUCUUUCCCAAUUGACACCAGCAACUGACUCUCAACAGGCCCAAUCAUGGUCGCCAACUCCGUCAAAUCAUACAUCCGAGCCGGCGUAGCAGGUUUCCACAUCGAGGACCAAGUCAUGAACAAACGCUGCGGUCAUCUCAAAGGCAAAAAGGUCGUCCCAGAGGAAGAGUUCUACUCUCGCAUACGCGCAGCCAAAUCAGCGAAAGAUGCCAUGAACUCCGACAUUGUAUUGAUCGCACGUACCGAUGCUCUCCAAAUGCUCGGCUACGAUGAGUGUGUGAAGCGUCUCAAAGUCGCACGCUCACUCGGUGCCGACGUGGGACUUCUUGAAGGCUACACAUCCAAAGAAAUGGCAGCACAGGCAGUGAAAGACCUCGCGCCGUGGCCGCUCUUGUUGAAUAUGGUUGAGAAUGGAGCAACACCUAUCAUUACCACAGCGGAGGCCAAGGAAAUGGGAUUUCGAAUCAUGAUUUUCUCUUUUGCGUCGAUUGCUCCAGCUUAUGUUGCCAUUCAGACGACGUUGCAGAGACUCAAGACGGAGGGAGUCGUUGGCACGGCCAAAGACUUGACUCCUCUGAAGCUCUUUGACAUGUGCGGACUGAAAGACUCGAUCGUUAUUGACACCGAGGCAGGGGGUUUGUCUUUCGCCAACGGUAUCUAG